AUGUAUUCUAUAUUUUUAAUUACAAAUUUUACUUUGAAAUUUUUAUCAAAUGAAAUUAGAUUAUUUGACAAUUUUAAUAUUGAAAAAAUAAAAGUAACAGUUGAGCCAUGUGACACAAAAAAAUGUACCAUCUUUUCAUGCAGAAAAAUAAAUUUUAUAAAAGAUAGUGUAAAUCUUAAAGAUCUUGUGGAAUGUAAAACACAUUGUAAAAAUGGAUCAGAAAUUUGGAAGAACAUUACUGAUAUUUGUAACAUUAAAAAUGAUAAAUUUCUUGUAUAUUUGAUUUCAGGAUUACAUUUUGCUAUUAAUUUGCACAUAGCUUACAAUUACUAUAACUUGUAUUUUUUUUACUACCAUAAUAUUAAUGUUUAUUUGAGACAAAGAAAAUAUUUUCAUAAUUUUAUGCUACUUUUACUUUUUAUACGAAAAAAAAUUAAAUUUUAUGCAGAAAACAAACAAAUUAAUUAUAAAAUUGAUCAAGAAGAAACAAAUUAUAUAAAUAAGCUAAAACAAUCAAUAAAAGAAAUCGGAUGCCUUGAUUGUGAAAAAUGUCAAAUUUUAGGAACAUUGCAUUUUCAAGGAUUAAUUAAUUGUAUUAAAGUAGACAAACCUUCAGAUUUAAUAUAUGUGGUGUUUGUUUACAAAAAAUUACUUAAAACCUUAAAGGUUGUAUAUUUUUUUGAAAACAUUAUACAAAAUAAUUAA
Molecule: messenger RNA, 705 nt
Organism: Vairimorpha ceranae
Lineage: Eukaryota; Fungi; Microsporidia; Nosematidae
Product: endoplasmic reticulum membrane-associated oxidoreductin
Exons: 1
Coding region: 1-705 (234 amino acids)
Source: RefSeq, a predicted model, not a curated record